Messenger RNA from Melospiza georgiana, 3801 nucleotides. RefSeq names its product EF-hand domain family member B (gene EFHB). NCBI's taxonomy places the organism in Eukaryota, Metazoa, Chordata, Aves, Passeriformes, Passerellidae. Gene Ontology annotation, molecular function: calcium ion binding. The record is from RefSeq and is a predicted model, not a curated record. The transcript is spliced from 13 exons. Bases 22 to 1743 code for a protein of 573 amino acids.
GCGCUGUGAGGGGCAGGAUGGAUGGUGCUCAGUACGAGGGGAUGGCGGAGCGCUGCUGGAAGGUUGAGUCCAGCGGGCAACACGGUUGCGAGUUGUCUCAAAGAGACACCCAAGCCUGUUACUCCCACUGCUGUACGAAAGUUUCGAAACACAACAGAUCCAGCUCCUGGUGCUAAAAUAAUAUUCUACGGCAGUGCAGAUGAUCCUGACGUUGCAACAGACUUGACUCAUGGCAUAAAGUCAACCUCCCAAUGCAGUGUAGCUUCUUUGAUAAGUCCAGUUGCUAAAAGUGAAUUUCAAGAAAAGAUGCAGGACAUGAAAGAAGCAAUUUACUUCAGUAAUCGUGAAGCACCUUUGGGUAAAUCACAUGAUCAAUCUUUGAAGUUACCUGAGGGCUUGGAUAUAAUUAAAACUACAUUUGGAAUUAAAGUCUGCAAAGAUUUAACAGCUGGAGAGCUUGUCAAUCCACCAAAAACCUUUGAGGAAGUGGAUAAAGAAGCGAGAGAAGGACAUGAUUUAUAUGUUCUCUCACAUGAGGAUUAUUAUGUGGGGGAGUCAGUCAGUAGGAAGUAUAACUCACACUUUGACAAGUCUUUUGUUUAUGGAAUGGAAACCCCUCACUAUGAAGAUGGGCGAAAUACAGCCAAGACCUUCAAUUGGCUCUUUGACCUGGAUUCGAAGAGAGGACCAAACCUUGUGUCAAAACGAAGUGAUGAUUUCAAGGAAAAAUACCAGCCUCUGAUUGGAAAAGUUUUUGAUCCUAUAGCAGAUACUAGGAAUGUUCCCCCAGACCAUACAUUUGGAUUGACGGCCUGUCCAGAUGAAUAUGACGUUCAUCAUCUUCUUCAUGUCCGGGUUCCAUGUGAGUUCCUCUGUGGGAAGGACAGAGAAAGAGUUAUCUUGAUGGCAGUUCGAGAAAGUCUGAAGAAAGCUGACUACAGGAAUUUUGAUGUGUUACUAAAAGCAUUAAGACAUUUUGAUAAGAAUGGUGAUGGAAUGAUACACAAGGACAAGCUACGAAAGAUCUUUUCUCAGCUGAAUGUGAAUCUGGAUGAUGAGCUCCUGGAAACCUUAUUUGACUGCUGUGAUUUGGAUAAGGAUGGUCUGAUUAAUUACCAGGACUUUGCGAACUUUCUGAACUGGAAAGAUAAAAUGGGUGUUAAAGAGUUUGAAGAAAAAAUAAUUACAAAAGGGAAAAAAUUAGAUGCAUAUCUUUCCAAAGACACAAAGAAAGAGGAUGAACCACUGCCAGAAAAGAAAGAUCUUGAGUUAAAAGAACGAGAAAGCUCAGAAAAGAUGCCAAAACCACUUUCAAGAUCAACAGACCGUGUAUAUACAAAUUAUCGAACAUCAUCUUCUCAGUAUAAUGCUGUAGUUGGUGGUAUCCCAGCAUCCUGUUAUCCAUUGUGUGGUGUUCCAAGUAUUCGUUCAGAUAUUCCUGCUCCUCAAGUUUGUCGCCUCAGUGACACGACUAAUUAUGGUGACCAGGGCAGUAGUUUUUCACUUUUGUACCCUUCUGUCUUCAGUCAAAAGGGAGUAUAUGAAAAACACCUUUUAAAAAAGAGACCAAAGGCAGAGAUUAAACAAAUUCUCCACAAUAUGGGCAUGAAUACUUCAGAUGAAAGGUUUGAAGAAAUAUGGAAGCAAGUGUGUACAAAACAUGAGAUAAAAGAGCUUUGUGAUUGUGAAGAAAGUAUGUGGAAUAUACUGAAUAAGAUACAUGAAUCAGGCAUAGAAUUCUAGUCUCUGGACACUGCUUUUAUUUAACAUUAGUCAUAAUUCUGGUGCUGAAUAAAAAAAAAACAACAAAUAUUUAUAUGUGUAUUGUCUUUCUGAGUAGUGGGUUCACCACAUGUAUGAAUCAUUGCAUUUGGUAGGAACUGGUAUCCAUGCUUGUAAAUGUAGUGCCAAUAUUUACAAAUAUAUCCCAUUUUUCAUUUAUUUAAAUUUAUUUUUUCUCUUAUAAGUGGAAUUACCCCUUUAAAAGUGCUAAAAAUAAAUAUUUCAGAUAUUCAAGGCCUGUCAAAGAUUAUUAUCAUACCAUGGCAUUUUCCCUUUCUUCUCAUGUUCCAUAGUUCUUGUCAACAGAGAUCUGGUUGUGGCAAAGUAUUUGAGAUGUUUGACCGUUCAUGUGAGAAAGUGCUUUACAGUCCAAUAGUAAGAAAGGUAAAUAGCAAUAGGUGUGGGUUCUAAAGUGUUGUCAUGAAAUAGACUCCAUAAAAACCUGUAGGUUAAGAAGUGCUAGAAAUGAAUGUCCAGUUUGUGGUAGAGGGCUCCUAUUCUUUGUGCUACCUUAUGACUCUUACUUAAUAGUAUUCAGCUUUCACAAUGAGGAAAAAAGUAUGGAUAUUGAGAGGUGUUUAUGUAAUAAACAUUACGUUGCUGAGUAGUCAGAAAAGUUUGUGAGGGCUUUCAGAGAGCCCUCAUUUAAUUUCAUUUGUGACCAGAAUGGUUUCUUGGAAAGAGGGAGAGUCAUUAAUAGAAAACCCUUAACGAUUAUUAUGCAAAUCUCAAUGAAUAGAUGUAAAGUCCAAUAAGAAUAAAUAAUGGAAAGAAAAUAAUAUGAAAACAUGCAACUGUGAGUGGGAAUGUUCACUCUUCUUCUACAGUACUGAACUUUGAUGUAAAACAGAUGGAAAUUGUUCACUAUUAACAGUGAGAAAUAUUACUUCUAGGCUUUCAAAUGCAAAUGAAAGAUCCUUGUCCAAUGUAACCUUAAUAUACAGGAUUUAAAGAAGGAUGCUAUUUUGUCACCUAUUAGUGUUUUAAAUACUUUAGUAAGAUUUGGAGAAUGUUGCCAGCCAAAAGCGUUACUGAGUUUUACAACACAAGUAAAGUUUUCUUUUGUUAAAUUCUAGAAAUGCACAUGUAAUGCCAGUUUAAUGUUUUAGUUCCUUCUUCUGUUGUGUUUAAGAUUCCUCUUUUGCCUAUGUUCUAGGAGCUGUCAUUUACAUGUAACUUGCUUGUUACAUGAGAUCUGCAAGCCAGACCCUUUUGUACAUUAUUUUUGUAGCAUUAACAGCAGCUGUCUUACAUCAAGUAGGAAGAAUUUGCUUUGUGGUAUCUCCAAGGAGCAGGUGGUGGAAAUGCUGCUUGAUGAAGGCAGCUUCUUUCCUGCUGUGAAUGAAUGUUCUGCACAGUUGCUGCCUUGCCUCCCCAUCCUUCUGGAACUCUCUGCAUGCACUCAGAAGCAUGCAGGAAGCAGACUGACUGUCCCAAGUGGAACCAUGGAAGAAAAAUGUCCAGCUGAUUACAAUUGAAUUUACAAUGUUAGAAUUUUACCAUUUCAGUGAAACCCUCUAAAGCUUAUUUUCUGCUCAUAUUAUGUGGGAAGGAAGAAUCCUUUACCUUUGUGGCAGUGAACUUUCAAAAGCACUGGAGAGAAUUACUUUAGAAAAAACAAAAUAUUUUUCCUCUUCAAUAGAAGAUUGUAGAUGAAAUACUCAAGCUCAUGUCGGGGGAAAAUGGAAAAAAAGUUACUGUAUCUGUGUGUAUGUAUUUAUGUAUGCGUAUACAUAGGAGAUCUGUUCUGUUUGUUCAGCAGCUUGAAAUUCUGUGAACUUUUUUUUAUUCUACCAUAAAGUACUCACUUGCACUCCUCUUUCAGUAGAAUCCGUUCCUUUGUCAAUGAAAUUGAAUUAAUGUUGUUCUUGGUCAGUCUGCUAAAUAAGUUUUGAGUAAAGAAGACUGCUAAAUCAUGGUUUCAUUUUUUGUGAGUAUGUUUGUAACCAAAGGCUUAAGAUUUUUUUUUCAGGUUUGGGUUUGAAAUUACCCCUCUGAAGCUUGAAAAAAUAAAUUACU